Molecule: messenger RNA, 631 nt
Organism: Hydatigera taeniaeformis
Lineage: Eukaryota; Metazoa; Platyhelminthes; Cestoda; Cyclophyllidea; Taeniidae
Source: the annotation of a GenBank genome assembly
AUCACCCAUGCAGGACUUUAGUCCAUUGUUGGAUCAAGUCAAACUGACCUACAAUCGGAUGCUUUCCCAAGGGGACCCUCGAGUGUCCGAUUGGGCCUUAAUGGCUAGUCCAAUGCCUACCUUUGGUAUUGUUGGCAUCUACCUCUUCGCAGUUUGGUACGGUAAAAAGGUCAUGGCUCAGCGCUCAUCAGGCUUUGAGAUCCGUAAUAUUAUGGUCUUCUACAAUGCUUGCAUGGUGCUUCUCUCCCUGUGGUUGGUCUACGAAUUCAGUGUAGCGGGCUGGAUUUUCGGUAGUUACACUCUUGGUUGUCAACCCGUCGAUCCAUCUAUGCAUCCACAAGCCCUCAGAAUGGCUCGAGCUUGUUGGGUUUUCUACAUAAGCAAGCUAAUUGAACUAUUCGAUACCUUCUUCUUCGUUCUCAGGCGCAAAUUUCAACUCAUUACCUUUCUUCACGUAUUUCACCAUGCCAUUAUGGCAGCUUCCUGGUGGUUUGGAGUCAAAUUUGUUCCAGGUGGAUUUAGUACAUUCCAUGCCCUUAUCAACAGCUUCAUCCAUGCGUGGAUGUACACUUAUUACGCUCUUGCUGCUGCGGGCCCGCAAUUUUACCCCUAUUUGUGGUGGAAAAGGUGA